AUGAUCAAAUCCUUCAAGCAAACAUUUCUGUCCCUGGAUCUGCAGUCCCCUCGGUGGAACCCAGCAGAGACAACGGCUGAUUUGGCAAGAGUAGCCAUUUGUGUCAUCGUUAGUAUUCACCUUGUGGUUACUGUGACUUUUGCUACCUUCCAGGCAAACGAUUAUGAACUGCGCCAGUAUGAAACAGCUAAAUGGGUCAGCACAGUCAUCAGAGGAGAGACCCAGAAAGAAGCAUUGCGCCAGGGCUUCUGGAAACUCUUCCACUACAUCCAAGGGAAGAAUGAGAAAGAGAUGAAGAUUGAUAUGACUGUGCCAGUGACAUGUCUGGUAAAGCAUGGCUGUGCAGACUUCAAGGUCUCUUUCUUUGUGCCAUUUGAACAUCAGGACUCCCCUCCCCAGCCCACCGACUCAGAUGUGUUUAUUGAAGAGCGGAAGACAGCAGCCAUCUUUGUCCGGUAAGCUCACAAAGGGUUGGGGUUCACCUAGCAGGUCUGCAUUAUUCUUACUUGCAUCUGAUUUUUAACUGUGUAUUUACACACUUAUUUGGAGCCUAGAGUUGAGAUGCAAAAGUCAUUCACCCUGACAACUAGUUAUGUGCCAUUUAAUAACUAUGAACUGCAAGAGAACUGCUCAAAUACUGCAUUGCUUCCCAACCCUGUCAUCUCUUUGGCAACGCAAAGCAGGGAGCAGAUAUUUUGACCUUCUACAAAUUGGAUAAAAUCUUUUUUUUUUUUUUUUUAAUUCUACCAGGUCCUUCAGUGGAUUUGCCUCAACAGAGAAAUAUGCUGAGGAAGCUGAAGUCUUGGCCAAAAUCUUAAGAAACAGAGGCCAAGCAUUCCAUGAGGAUUUCUUCUACACUGCAGGCUAUGACAGUCCCUUCAAACUCUUCAACAGGCACAAUGAAGUCUGGUAUUUUAAGAAGUAAUGCAGGGGAAGAAUAAAUGCAGGGGGAGAAUACUAAGAGGCUACUAACCAGUUCUGAAUGAAAAGAGACCUUAUUAAUGGCUUUUGCUUUAGUGCAAAAGAGAUUUAAUUUGCACAUGCACACAGGAACAUCUCUAAUUCACUUUACCUAGGAUGAAAAACUGUUCUGCCUAAGAUUUCAGUUCUCCUUUCUACAGAGAUAUAACUGAAGUUUAAGUAGCCCACACAAGCUGGAUUGUGAGGGAGAUGAAACUUAAUUCUUUUCCUCUUACUGAAAAGCUCUUGGUAGCACUAAUUAUCUGAAAACAUUCCUGCAGAAGUGUUUGUAUGUCUGAUUUUACUUCUUGUUGGAAUUACCACAGCAAUAGUUCAAGUGUUAUGGAGAUAAGUUCUUCAUAAAGCUUUUCCCCUAUUGAUAUCACACCUGAAACACCACAGAAAUAUGGGGGAAGUACAUUUAAAAAAAAUACAUAUUUAAAGAAACCUGGCAGUAAUUAGCUUCAGGAAAAAGCAAUUCCUUAGCAGGCCCCAGUGCCACCUGUUUAUAUUUAAUAGAAUUAUCAAAAUCUCCCUCCUCUGGUUAUAGCUUUCUGUCUCAUGGAGGCUGGAUGCUAUCUUGCUCCAGAAUAAUUAUACUCGAUCCAGUGGAAGCAUGUCAGAAUACAGGCUGUAUACUUAUUCUGUGAAAAUCUAUUGUUGCUCCAUUAUAGACUGUCUCUAUACUGCUUCCAUAGUUGGUAUUUUUGAGCAGUAUUUUAUCUUUUGGAAUUACCUGACUAAAAAACUCUUAAGAGAAGUUGCAUCAGCCACUAUGGGUCUUUGAAUGAGCUAAUAUCAGCACUUCAGCAGGCUUCAGUCUGAACAAAAAAGCAAAGCCCUCCAAGUAGCUGCAGUCCAAUAAAACACCAGAAUUUCUUUAACUACUGAAAUUAGCAUAAUUAAGUCAUGUACUACCAGACAUACCAGUUUAGAACCAAAUAUGCAAAUCAUGUUUAGCUCCCACCUAUAAAACACUAAUUGUACUUUUUUGUAACUUUGCCUAAAUCUAGAUAGUGCUCAGGUCAACUCCAGUCUGCUCUAACACUGGCAAUAGCUACACACCCUCUACAGUAAAGGACACUUGCAGGACUUGCAUUACCUUAAACUAGUUUGCUCCCUACCCUAAAGUCAAGCAUUUGAAGCUUUUACAAAAUAGCCGAGAGCUAGUUUACAGCAUGCUCAUCAAGUCAGAAAGCAGUUCACAACAGGCACAGUUUACAAAAUUUUAUUGGCUCCAAUCAGUGUAUAAGGCAAAUGUUACCACCACAAAAUCUUGGUUUUCUAAUGCUGUUCAUGCAAGUGUAGCCGAUUAUUCUGGGAUCUG
Molecule: messenger RNA, 2287 nt
Organism: Cygnus atratus (black swan)
Lineage: Eukaryota; Metazoa; Chordata; Aves; Anseriformes; Anatidae
Product: heme-binding protein 2-like
Exons: 3
Coding region: 1-459 (152 amino acids)
Cellular component (GO): cytoplasm
Source: RefSeq, a predicted model, not a curated record